Messenger RNA from Pseudovirgaria hyperparasitica, 1212 nucleotides. RefSeq names its product MFS general substrate transporter. The record is from RefSeq and is a predicted model, not a curated record. NCBI's taxonomy places the organism in Eukaryota, Fungi, Ascomycota, Dothideomycetes, Acrospermales, Acrospermaceae. The transcript has 3 exons. Gene Ontology annotation, biological process: transmembrane transport. Bases 1 to 1212 code for a protein of 403 amino acids. Gene Ontology annotation, molecular function: transmembrane transporter activity. Gene Ontology annotation, cellular component: membrane.
AUGGGAGUGUGUCUUUAUAGAUACCGUAUCAUUCCCGCCCAUAUCUACAUAUCGCUCUGUGUCCUCUCUUGGGGCAUCCUAGCUUCAUUACAAUCGGUCUCAAUCUCAUUUACAUCGCUCCUCAUUCUUCGCUUUCUACUCGGCGUGUCGGAAGCGGCUUUCGGGCCUGGCGUUCCUUACUACCUGUCAUUUUUCUACCGUCGGGACGAAUUGGCUUUUCGUACCGGCCUGUUCAUCUCAGCGGCACCUCUAGCCAGUUCCUUUACGAGUAGUCUAGCCUGGCUCAUUACUGAAUUCGCUGAGGGCGGCCCUAUCGCUCCGUGGAGGUUGUUAUUCCUAGCUGAAGGGUUUCCAAGUGUGGUAGCUGCAAUUGUAGCUUGGGAAUGUGUGCCCGAUGGGCUGGAUACGGCGAUGUUCUUGAAUCAUAGAGAGCGCGAAGUAGCCAUGCUGCGUGUGCAAGAGCAGAAUGAAGAUGCAGACGAGAAGGGUGCAAAGCAUGAAAAUAAGUAUUCGGAUAACUAUAGGCGAGGGAAACUGAUUUGGAGAGAGAUUGGAAGCGCGCUUGCGGAUCCAAAAACCUAUACGACUGCGGUCAUGUUUUUUUCGGCAAAUGUUGCUUUUUCCUCCAUGCCAGUAUUUCUGCCAACAAUAAUUCGAGAAAUGGGACACACAACUUUUGCGUCUCAAGCGCUCUCCGCGCCGCCAUACCUCCUCUCUUUUGUUACCGUCCUUCUUACCGCCCACCUCUCUGACAAGCACCGUCUGCGUUCGCCUUAUAUACUCUUGCACUCCUUGUUAGCUGCUUCGGGGUAUCUGCUGAUUGCGUUGGCGGGUCAUUUCCACUGGGCACCAACCCUGCGAUACAUCGGUGUUUAUCCUGCAUGCGUGGGUUUCUUCAGUGUUAUAACAUUGAUCAUCACAUGGACGCUAAACAAUCAACAAGGCGAGUCAGCUAAAGGUACAGGAAUGGUGAUCCUAGGGCUCAUAGGACGAUGUGGGCCACUAUUAGGCAUAAGACUAUACCCCAAAGCGGAAGGCCCGGAGUAUGUGAAGGGAAUGAGCAUAUGUGCUGUAUUCAUGGCUGGUGUUGGGAUACUCGCCGUCUGUCUGGCUCUUGCAUUGAGGAGCUCUAACUUGCGAGCACAGAAACAAUGGGCUCAAGAUGGAGGACAGCAAAGUGGAAGGAGACAACCAUUUACAUUCAUUCUGUGA